Molecule: messenger RNA, 723 nt
Organism: Naegleria gruberi
Lineage: Eukaryota; Heterolobosea; Eutetramitea; Acrasida; Naegleriidae
Exons: 2
Biological process (GO): protein ubiquitination; ubiquitin-dependent protein catabolic process
Cellular component (GO): nucleus
Molecular function (GO): zinc ion binding; ubiquitin protein ligase activity
Source: RefSeq, a predicted model, not a curated record
UUGGGUUGUUCACACUAUCCUCAUAAUUGUAUGAUUCAAUCACCAUGCUGUAAGGAGUUUUAUUGGUGUAGAUUGUGCCAUGAUGCAGAGGCAUUCCAGAAAUGUAAAUGUAAAGUUGAACAAAUGGAUAGAUAUUCUGUGGAAAGAAUUAAAUGUAUGAGAUGUCAGUUGGAACAGUCAAGUGAUAAUGUAAUUUGUGAAAAUCCAAAUUGUAAUACCCAAUUUGGAGAAUUUUAUUCUUGCACAAUUUGUCACAUUUAUAGUAACGAUAAAAAUCGUUCAAUUUAUCAUUGUGAGGGUUGCAAAAUUUGUAGAAUUGGAAAGAGAGAGCAAUUUAUUCAUUGUUACACUUGUGGAGCUUGUAUGGCUCCAAGUCACAAAUGUAUUCCAAAUUCAAUGCAUUCGAAUUGUCCUGUUUGUUUGGAAAAUCUCUUUUCUUCAACGAGUAGUGUUCACUUAUUAAAGUGUGGUCAUCCAAUGCACUCUAGUUGCUUCAAAUCCAUGCUUAAAAACCGAGUUUACAAUUGUCCACUAUGCCAAAAAUACAUGGUUGAUAUUGAUACUGAAUUAAUGGAUAGAGAAAUUCAAAACUCUCCCAUGCCACAAGAAUUUAGAAAGAAGGUUAAUAUACUUUGUAAUGAAUGCUUGAAUAAGGGUGAAGCUGAUUUCCAUGUCUUUGGAAUGAAAUGUUCAAACUGUGCCAGCUAUAAUACUAAACAAAUC